AUGUCUGACUACGACGAUGAGAUGGACGUCGAUGUCCCCGUGUCCAAGGACAUCACCUUUUCCUCCGAUGCCAAGCAGGGCAAACGCAGCGCUGCUAAUCUGCCCGUCGAGGCGGAGGACAGCCUGCCAUGGGUUGAAAAGUACCGACCAGUGAGCCUCGCCGACGUGUCCGGUCACCAAGACAUCCUUGCGACAAUCAACAAGUUUGUUGACUCCAACCGCCUCCCCCACCUCCUCCUCUACGGCCCUCCGGGAACGGGCAAGACAUCGACGAUCCUCGCCCUUGCGCGACGAAUCUACGGUGCCGAGAACAUGCGGCAGAUGGUCCUCGAGCUCAACGCCUCGGACGACCGCGGCAUCGACGUCGUGCGCGAGCAGAUCAAGACGUUCGCAUCGACGAAACAAAUCUUCACCCUCGGCCCCUCGGCCAAGUCGGGCGGCGGUGGCAGUAUGGCGUCGUACAAGCUCAUCAUCCUCGACGAGGCCGACGCCAUGACCAACACGGCGCAGAUGGCCUUGCGCCGCAUCAUGGAGAAGUACACUGUCAACACGCGGUUCUGCAUCAUCGCAAACUACUCGCAUAAGCUCUCGCCUGCCCUGCUGUCUAGAUGCACGCGCUUCCGUUUCAGCCCGCUGAAAGAGCGGGACAUCAGGGUGUUGGUGGACAAAGUCGUUGAGGAGGAGCACGUCAAGAUUCUGCCCGAGGCGACGGACGCCCUUGUGAAGCUCAGCAAGGGCGACAUGAGAAGGGCUCUCAACGUGCUCCAGGCAUGUCAUGCGUCGAGUACACCUCUCCAACCAAAGGGCGCGCCCAAGACCGCCGAAAGCGACAUUGUGAGGGAAAUGAUCUCGACCGAGACGAUAUACAACUGCAUCGCGGCCCCGCAGCCCGAUGCUGUCCAGGAGAUUCUGGACGUCCUCCUCAGCACAACGGAUGUGACGUCCUGCCUGACGACAAUCAACACGUUGAAGGUGGCGCGGGGUUUGGCGCUGGCGGACAUCAUAACGGCGCUCGCCGAGCAGCUUGCCACGUUGGAGGUCAAGCCGGAGAUUAUGAUUCAGUGGCUGGACGGGCUCGCUGACAUUGAGCACCGGGUGGCGGGCGGCGGCAGCGAAGCCGUGCAGACGGGGGCCGUCGUGGGCGUCAUUCGGAGCGGGGCGGAGUUGAUGAGUAAAUAG
This is a messenger RNA of Colletotrichum destructivum, 1179 nucleotides long. RefSeq names its product Putative AAA+ ATPase domain, ATPase, AAA-type, core, replication factor C. The record is from RefSeq and is a predicted model, not a curated record. Gene Ontology annotation, molecular function: DNA binding; ATP hydrolysis activity; ATP binding. The transcript is spliced from 3 exons. Gene Ontology annotation, cellular component: Ctf18 RFC-like complex; Elg1 RFC-like complex; nucleus. Gene Ontology annotation, biological process: DNA repair; DNA-templated DNA replication. Bases 1 to 1179 code for a protein of 392 amino acids. Lineage: Eukaryota; Fungi; Ascomycota; Sordariomycetes; Glomerellales; Glomerellaceae.